Vitis riparia (riverbank grape) is the source of this 2988-nucleotide messenger RNA. RefSeq names its product CSC1-like protein RXW8. Gene Ontology annotation, cellular component: plasma membrane. Lineage: Eukaryota; Viridiplantae; Streptophyta; Magnoliopsida; Vitales; Vitaceae. The coding region runs from base 454 to 2607 and encodes 717 amino acids. Gene Ontology annotation, molecular function: calcium-activated cation channel activity. The transcript is spliced from 12 exons. The record is from RefSeq and is a predicted model, not a curated record.
CCCGUGUCUGUCCUCCACGUGACGCUUCCGAAUGUCACCCUGGCAAGGAACACGUGGCAUUCCUUCAAAUCUCUCCGAUUCUCCGGAGAUCCUCCCCUUCUACGCCUCGUUCAAAUUUCGCAAGUGCCAUUCCUCUGUAAAUUUCUAGGGUUUUAACCAUCCUCUUUCUUUUCCUUCACAUCAAAUCCAAAUGUCUCCGUUUUGAAGAUUAAGCAAAGCGUGCCAAUCGCGUAGAAGAUUCUCUUAAAGCGUUCGUUUUAGUUCAACCUUCUCAUCGUUUCUUCCUCCUCUUUAUCUCUCUGAGAUCCCUACAGCCCUCAAAUUGGUGUCAAAUAAAGCCACACUUCUUCUUGCAAUACCAGAUGAUUCAAUCGGUCCCAGUUUCAGCAUAUUGAAAUAAUAUUGAUGUUUUGGGCUUUAAGAUGCUAAAACUUUCAGAUAUAGUGACCAGAGAUGAAACUAUAUGCUCUCUUAACUUCUGCUGGAAUCAAUAUAGCCUUCUGUGCGAUACUUUUAUCACUCUAUUCCAUAUUGAGAAAGCAACCAAGCAAUGUAAGUGUGUACUUCGGAAGAAGGCUUGCACAAUUUUCCCCAAAACCCCAUGAUCCUUUCUGUUUCGAAAGAUUCGUUCCUUCUCCUGGCUGGAUGGUGAAGGCCUGGGAAACUUCUGAAGAAGAAAUACUGUCUGUUGGUGGUAUGGAUGCUGUGGUUUUCCUCAGGAUAGUUGUUUUCAGUAUUCGAAUCUUCGCAAUUGCUGCUAUCAUUUGUAUUUUUCUGGUUCUGCCAGUGAACUAUUAUGGUCAAGCAGUGCAUCACGGGCAUAUCCCUUCUGAGUCAUUAGAUGUAUUUACUAUUGGAAAUGUCAAAGAAGGAUCAAAAUGGCUUUGGGUUCAUUGCUUUGCAUUGUACGUGAUAUCUUGCUCAGCUUGUGUUCUUCUUUACUUUGAAUACAAAAGCAUUACUAAUAUGAGGCUGGCACAUAUUACUGGAUCUCCUCCAAACCCAAGUCAUUUUGCAGUUCUGGUUCGUUCUAUACCAUGGUCCCCAGAACAAUCAUACAGUGACUUGGUGAAACAAUUCUUCAUCAAUUAUCAUGCAUCAAGCUAUUUGUCACACCAAAUGGUUUCUGAUUCUUGGACAGUUCACAAACUAGUGACUGAUGCUUACAAGAUGCUUCAGACUUCUUCUAUGAAGCAGAGUAGCACACCUAGUUUAAUACGAUGUAGUAUUUGUGGAGUAUCUCCAAAUUCUUUUAAGAUCCUUUCUAAUGAUCCUGUUAAGGACAAGGUGGAUUUAGAUUCCAUGACAUCAGAGGAGGGUGCAUCUGCCUUUGUUUUUUUCAAGACUCGCUAUGCUGCUGUUGUUGCCUCCCAGGUUCUUCAAUCAUCAAAUCCCAUGUUAUGGGUCACAGACUUGGCUCCAGAACCACAUGAUGUUUAUUGGUCAAAUCUUUGUAUACCAUACAAACAACUUUGGAUUCGUAGGAUAACAACUCUGCUGGCUGCUAUUGUGUUCAUGUUUUUGUUUCUCCUUCCUGUCACUUUUGUUCAAGGUUUGACGCAGUUAGAGCAGCUACAACAAACAUUUCCAUUUCUAAGAGGAAUUUUGAAGAAGACUGUUGUAAGCCAGGUGGUAACAGGGUACCUGCCAAGUGUAAUUUUGAUUUUAUUUCUAUACACGGUUCCGCCAACAAUGAUGUUAUUUUCAGCAGUGGAGGGCUCUAUCUCUCGUAGUGGCAGGAAAAAGAGUGCAUGCUGCAAAAUUCUGUACUUCACAAUCUGGAAUGUUUUUUUUGUUAAUGUUUUCUCGGGGUCUUUGAUCAGUCAAUGGAGUGUCUUUUCAAGUGUUAAAGACUUACCUACUGAACUUGCUAGAGCAGUACCAACACAGGCUAGCUUCUUCAUGACGUAUGUUUUAACAUCGGGUUGGGCAAGCAUGUCAUUUGAAGUCGUGCAAGUUUUUGCUCUUCUGUGUAACUACUUCACUCGAUUCAUACUCAAGAAGGAUCCAUCUAAUGAGACUCUAUCUUUUCCAUACCACACGGAAAUUCCGAAAGCCCUCCUUUUUGGACUGCUUGGGUUUACCUGUUCCAUAUUGGCACCUUUAAUAUUGCCCAUCUUGCUGGUUUACUUUUUUCUUGCGUAUCUGGUGUACCGUAAUCAGAUUAUCAACGUGUAUAUAUCAAAAUAUGAAAGUGGGGGAAAGUUUUGGCCGGUUGUGCACAACACAACAAUCUUCUCAUUAGUGUUGGCACAGAUAAUAGCAAUUGGGGUGUUUGGACUAAAACGAUCACCAGUCGCGUCAGGCUUCACCAUUCCAUUGGUCAUUGGUACAUUGCUAUUUAAUGAGUACUGUAGGCAGCGUUUUCGCCCAAUAUUUGAGAACCAUGCUGCCACGGUUCUUAUUGAGAUGGAUCGGCAAGAUGAGAGAAAUGGGAGGAUGGAACAGAUUCAUCACCAGUUGCAUUCGGCCUAUCAUCAGCCCAAGCGUACUUCUCAGGACUCCUCUAAAGGUGAACGAUCAAACCAUUCUGAGGAUGGGGACAGCAUCCAGGAUCCAGAGGACUUGAAGCCAGGAAAAGCGUCCACGCAGGUAAAUAAAUCAUGACAGGAAGUCGCAGAUCAGAAAGCGAAUUGGGGUGGCAGUUGCAUUAUUUUUUGUACAUAAUUCAUUUAUUUAUAUGCAUACUUCUAUUCGUGUGUUAAUAAAAGCCACUGGCGCUGAUGGGGUUCUUGGAUGAGAAAAGCGUGGAAAUUUCCCGACAAAGAAUGGCAUGUACGCUUUCUGAUAUUGAAUUUUAGUGUUCGAUAUGCAUACAAACAAGACACUUUGUUUUCUCCUUCUGCACCUUUUUCUUUUUCUUUUUUAAUUGUUUUCGUCUCUGUAUAGGUACGUAAUUAAUCGAGAGAAAACCCUGUUUUCACUGACAAGCGGUGAUUGGUUUUCUCUUUGCUAGUUUGAAGCAAUGAAUUCCUGCAGCUUAGUAUA